Molecule: messenger RNA, 1209 nt
Organism: Ziziphus jujuba (common jujube)
Lineage: Eukaryota; Viridiplantae; Streptophyta; Magnoliopsida; Rosales; Rhamnaceae
Product: transcription factor ILR3
Exons: 5
Coding region: 202-918 (238 amino acids)
Biological process (GO): regulation of DNA-templated transcription; intracellular iron ion homeostasis
Molecular function (GO): protein dimerization activity; DNA-binding transcription factor activity
Source: RefSeq, a predicted model, not a curated record
UUUGUUCCACAUUCUUUUUCUUCCACUCAAAACGCUGUGGAUGUGAUAUACUUUCCUACACUGGUGCUCUAAUCUCUCACUCACUCCCUUCCUUAGCAAGCAAACAAAAACAUCCUUUUUUUUUUCCUUGGUUUUCUUUUCCACUGAAUCGAGUUCUCUUUUGGAAACGUAGAAUUUUCCUCGUACACACAUAAUUCAGAAAUGGAUAUGGCUUCCUCAGAGACUUCCAAUUGGCUUUUUGACUAUGGAAUAAUGGAAGAUAUUGCACCUCCCGAAAGUGAAUUUUCGGGUCCGGCCACCGGUUUCGGUUGGCCAUCUCAACCCAUUAACUGUUCCCCUGAUGCAAGUGUGGAAGUUGACUACUCUUCCGGUGAUUCAGAUAGAGUUAGGGAAAUUCGCUCCAGAAAACGGCAGAGGUCUAAAUCAUGUAGUGCAUCAUGCACUAAAGCAUGCAGGGAGAAAUUACGAAGGGAUAGGCUAAACGGGAGGUUCUUGGAAUUGGUUUCUGUCCUGGAUCUCGGAAGUCUACCCAAAAUGGAUAAGGGUGCUAUAUUAAGUGAUACUGUUCGAAUAUUGACCCAGUUACGAAGUGAGUCACAGAGGAUGAAAGAAUCAAUUGAGGAUUUGCAGGCAAAGAUUAAAGAAUUGAAGGCUGAGAAGAAUGAGCUUCGUGAUGAGAAGCAGAGGCUAAAGGCAGAGAAAGAGAGAUUGGAGCACCAAGUAAGAGCCAUGAGCAGGCAACCAGGUUUCUUGCCUCAUCCCCCUGCAGUGUCAUCUGCACUUAAUAUGCAAGGUCCAGCCUCAGGGAGCAAGCUGAUGCCUUUCAUCAGCUACCCUUGUGUCACCAUGUGGCAAAUGAUGCCCCCUUCUACAGUCGACACAUCACAAGAUCAUGUACUCCGCCCUCCGGUGGCCUAAAACGUGCCACACUCCAACUAAGCAAAUAAAAAGGAAUGUAUGACAUUAAUCCAUGUCUGGUCCAUGUUAACUGUGGCUUGAAAGGGUGGUGGAAUUAGUCUAUAUCUAUCUGUCAUUGUUUUUAACUAAGUUUUUUUUGGGUUUCUAUAGUUGAGAGAAAACUAAAAUAUCUGCUGAUCCCAUAUACCAUACAAAAGGAAAAUGCUUUAUAGUUAACAAGCCUGUUGUGUAAAGGUAGGUACAUGUAUUGUGUGGAAUAUUUUUACUAAUAAUAUAUUUGUUAGAUGUACA